CUUCGCAGAAGGGGCAGUCCGCCGCAAAAUUCUUUGCGGACCAAGGAAAACAACGGACGCUGGCAGAAGAAUACUUAUACAGUUCGUCUCUCCCUUAAACCUUCCCCUCGCUCAUAGCUUGAAAGCCCCGGCGGCUUCGUCUCUCCCGUCAGCGCCUGAACUUCAUCUUCUUCACCUAUUCCAACCAGUUCAGGUUUUUGGAGAACAGGAAGGAUGUUGGACAUUAAUCUGUUUAGGGAAGAUAAGGGAAACAACCCGGAAAUCAUCCGGGAAUCGCAGCGCCGCCGAUUUGCCAGUGUUGAGAUUGUUGAUGAGAUUAUUGAGCUCGACAAGAAAUGGAGACAAUGUCAAUUCCAGCUCGAUAAUAUGAGAAAAGACUUCAAUAAAAUGAACAAGCAAGUUUACCAGCAUAAGAAGGACAAUCUAGAUGUAACUGAACUAAUGAAGAGCAUUGAGGAGCACAAGCAACAAAUGGCAGUAAAAGAGGAUGAGGUGCAGGCUGAUAAGAAGGCAUUGUAUGUGAAGCUUGAAACUGUUGGCAACCUUAUCCAUGAUUCAGUCCCUAUCAGCAAGGAUGAGGCAAAUAAUGCUGUUAUUAGGGUUUGGGGAGAGAAGCGCACAGAGCAGAAGUUGAAAAAUCAUGUUGACCUCGUUGAACUUCUUGGGAUUGCUGACACAAAGAAAGGUGCUUUGGUGUGAUGGUGUUUUAAUUAGUUCGUUUUGUAAUUAUGUAUGCCUCCGUGCCUCAUUGAUUAUUCUUGUUUUCGAUUGUUAAGUAUUGUCAUUCCAUUUUCUGCUCAUUGAAUUUCGGUCAUCCUGUAGCAUGUAUCCCUUUUUUGGUUUCAUAUCCGUCUUUAAUUUGUAUCUUCCAACCUGAAUUAAGGUGCUCAAUGUGAUGUUAUGCAUUUAUUCAUUUCUACUUUCUAGAAUCAGUCCUUGAAUUUAUUAUUGAAAUUCAAGUUGCUUUGGCCUUCUUGAGCAUGUUUGUUUGUUAGUUAUGUUCUUUUUAAAAUGAUCAGGAGCCAACAUAGCUGGAGGUCGAGGCUUCUACCUAAAAGGUGAUGGUGUACGUUUAAACCAGGCGCUGAUUAAUUAUGGCUUAGAUUUCUUGGAUAAGAGAGGGUACACAGCAUUGCAGACUCCAUUUUUCAUGAGAAAGGAAGUCAUGGCAAAGUGCGCUCAGUUAGCUCAGUUUGAUGAAGAACUGUACAAGGUGACUGGAGAGGGUGACGAUAAGUAUUUAAUUGCUACUGCUGAACAACCAUUAUGUGCGUAUCACAUAGAUGAUUGGAUUCAGCCCACUGACCUACCAAUCAGAUAUGCUGGAUACUCAUCAUGUUUCCGGAAAGAAGCCGGUUCCCAUGGCCGAGAUACUUUAGGAAUUUUCCGAGUUCAUCAGUUUGAGAAAGUGGAGCAGUUCUGUGUUACUAGCCCCAAUGGAACUGACUCAUGGGACAUGCAUGAGGAAAUGAUCAAGAAUUCUGAGGACUUCUACAAAUCGCUGAACUUACCGUAUCAAGUAAUUGCAAUAGUUUCUGGAGCCUUGAAUGAUGCUGCUGCUAAGAAGUACGAUCUCGAAGCAUGGUUUCCUGCUUCAAAAACAUACAGGGAGUUGGUGUCGUGUUCGAAUUGUACCGAUUACCAAUCAAGGAGAUUGGAAAUCCGAUACGGGCAGAAAAAGGGAAAUGAGGCAGCGAAGCAAUAUGUUCACCUGUUGAACUCGACCCUGACGGCUACCGAGAGGACACUAUGCUGCAUCCUGGAGAAUUACCAGAAGGAAGACGGGGUUGAGGUCCCAGAAGUUCUGAGACCUUACCUGGGCGGAAAGUCAUUUAUUCCUUUCCAAACCAAGGGGAAGAAACCCACCAAGUAGAGACUUACAUUGUCACUUUGAUGAAGUGCACUAAGAAACCCCGCUUAAUCUAUUUUGAUGUCAAAUCUUUUUUGGGAUUUAUCACCUUAAUUUGAUGCAUUCGAAUAGCGCAUGGAGCUGUUGUAUUGCCCGCAUAUUUUGAAUACAAUUCAACUAGUGCUUGAACUGUCUUCUUCCUAUUGGUGGAUCAUGUGCAUUGUGCAAGGCUAUUGAAAUCUGACCUUUUAGUUUUGCCUGGAAUGCAUAUCUCCGCGCGGAGCUGUUGUCUCGCCCACUUGUUUAAGCUAUGCCGGCCAUUAGGCUAUCCACAACCCGAGCCAA
Linum tenue is the source of this 2194-nucleotide messenger RNA. Lineage: Eukaryota; Viridiplantae; Streptophyta; Magnoliopsida; Malpighiales; Linaceae. The record is from the annotation of a GenBank genome assembly.